This is a messenger RNA of Sphaeroforma arctica JP610, 987 nucleotides long. RefSeq lists its product as hypothetical. The coding region runs from base 38 to 442 and encodes 134 amino acids. NCBI's taxonomy places the organism in Eukaryota, Ichthyosporea, Ichthyophonida. The transcript has a single exon. The record is from RefSeq and is a predicted model, not a curated record.
AGUCUGAUAACGAAGAACAAAACGCAACUAAAACACAAUGAAGUUCGCUACCAUCGCCACUAUUGCUGCUGUUGCUGUUGCAGUCAGCGCCCACUCGUACGAUCAGGAGAUCACGUGUGGUAUUAAGGGAUUCACUGGAAAAUCAUACGACGAGUCUAAGGUGUGCUGCGAGUAUUCCGGCAAUUGUGGAAAAUUGUCCAAGUGCACUGAGAGUUUCUGCAAAGCCUCUGGCAACUCUGGCAGCAGCAAAAACGAGUACAAGAUCACCUGUGCCGAGAAACGUGAACGUAACCCUGAUGCCUUGAAGGGUCCCAUCCACAAAAACAAGGAGUGCUGCCAGUGGUCUGGUGAGUGCGGCGACUUGAAGAAGUGUACCCAAUCAUACUGUGAGAAGGAUGCCCAGUCAUCUGAUGUUUACAAGCGAUCCGACUUCCAGUUUUAAUUUGUUCAUAACCUUAGAAUUGGCGUAAAUUGCAGUUGAACUGCACUUCGUUUUAAAGCAAGAUAUAUUCUCAUCCCCCUCCUGAGCCUAUCUGGGAUAUGUAUGGAAACUGUACAGUAGGAAUACAUCAAAAUCAGAAAAUUUGAAAGACUUAUUCUGAUAUCAUUCUUGGGAUUGAUACUGUCAGUUGCUAAAGAUGCAUUCUAUGUAUGUUGUAACUUCCUCGAUGAGAUUGGUACGCGGAUACAAUGGACCUGGAAAUCAGGUUGAUCCGUUUCAUUAAAAAGAAAAUUUAAUAUGUAGCGCAGGCCGCAGAUGUAACAAUUGCUUCCAGGAACCACCCAGUAGGAACGACUUUAUUGUUCUUUCGGUUUUAUUUGAAUAUUUGGAAACAGUUAAUGUGCAUUAACUAUAGGCAACCUCUCAAACGGCAUUGCUAUGAUAUUAUAUGUGCCGGUAUUAUCAAAGGAAAUAUGAAUAUUAAAUCUCUCCCAAAAUCAACGAAAGGUCAAAACGUUUGUGGUGUGCAAAUGGUUCGGUUUUCC